Scophthalmus maximus (turbot) is the source of this 5952-nucleotide messenger RNA. RefSeq names its product TOG array regulator of axonemal microtubules protein 1. NCBI's taxonomy places the organism in Eukaryota, Metazoa, Chordata, Actinopteri, Pleuronectiformes, Scophthalmidae. Gene Ontology annotation, biological process: microtubule cytoskeleton organization. The transcript has 23 exons. Gene Ontology annotation, cellular component: cytoplasmic microtubule; cilium. Gene Ontology annotation, molecular function: microtubule binding. Bases 486 to 4979 code for a protein of 1497 amino acids. The record is from RefSeq and is a predicted model, not a curated record.
CCAUUUUGCUGCCUCGGUGUGUGUUUCCCUAUUCGUGUGAGUGAGUGAGUGUGUGUGUGAGUGUGAGUGUGAGUGUGUGAGUGAGUGUGUGUGUUGUUCGUGUGGUGCUCCUCUCGGCGUGAAUACCUCCGUCGCUUCCCAAACACUCGCUGACACACCAGCUGAGAGCAACCGGGAGAGAGAGAGAGAGGCAGAGAGACAGAGAGAGAGAGAGAGAGAGAGAGAGAUGUCUGCACUCGAGAGGACCGCGGCUGCCGCAGUGUGACAUUGGACAAGUCGGACGAUGUAACUCGAGUCUCGCCGAGCGUCGCCGAAGAGGACCGGGAGAAAUGCGGGCUUGACAAAGAGCGGAGUGGGUCGAACUCCGUCACCAACCAGUCAGCAUGACGGCGCUCAGCAAGGAAGAGGGGUAUUGCUGUCCAGGCGGGAUCGUCGUCGCUCCUUUGGAUUCUGCGUUUUGACCGCGUCCCGUCCGGCCGUCGACGAUGAUACCCGGGUUGAUCUCGCAGGAGUUACACAAGCAGCUUCUGGACCCCAAGAACUACCAGAAUCGCACGAGUGGCGUGGAGGAGCUCAAGCGCAUCCUCUCGGAGGCGGACGUUCAGUCGGUCCCCUCCGACAGCAUUGAGGACUUCAUCGGUUUUCUCCCUCGACUUCUGGAUGACAGUAAUUUCAAAGUGUUGUGCGGCACAUUGCAGGUUUUGAACUUGCUCAUUCAGAAGCUAGAUACGAGUGUAGGGAAAUAUCUCAAACAACUAGUGCUGGUGGCUCUCAAGGCCCUCGGGGACGCUCGCACCAUCACCAGGAAUGAAUACAUGAAUGUGUUUGGACAGCUGAUGAAAACUGUUGCACCGCAGCAAGUAUUAGAUCUUGUAAUCAGCAACUUGAAACACAAAAAUUCAAGGGUCCGGGAAGAUGUCCUUAACAUCAUAAUGGCAGCUAUGCUCACUCACCCCAGAAGAGAUUUCAACAUCCCCAAGCUUUGUUUUGAGGUUGCACCACAUCUGGCCGACAGCAAAAGGAAAGUCCGCCAUGCCGCCCUUGAGCUGUUCGCUGUUUUGGACUAUUGCCUUGACACAGGGAAAAAGCAGCCUCUGAUGAAAGCUGUGGACAUGGUGGAGCUCAAUGAGGAUGCCGAGGGUCUCAUGGCAGCUGUACAGGCAAGACGAGCAAGGCAUGUCCUUCCGAGACUUUCCUCGGAGGGGGUAGUGGAGUAUGGCUUAGCAGUGCCCAAACCAGGACAGAGAUGCUCGGUGCAGUAUGGUUCUGGAGCUGAUCUGGACUGGGUGAUGAACGGAGGGCGGAUAAGCAGUGCCAGGAGUCACAGAACUGAACCGGACUGUGACCGGCUGUAUGGCUACGGCAGCCUAGGCUCCCUCACUGAUGACCUUCCUCUUCAAAGGAGGAUUGUCAGUGCGGGUAAAGGGAAAAACAAGCUACCCUGGGAGAUGUCCAGCUUCUCAUCCACUGAGAAUGAGCAGCAAUGCGGUACACCCAACGGAAAGUGCUCUGAGCAGGGGGCCAGUGAGGAUUUCCUCCCUCUGUCCAGGAAGCUGAGUCCAGAGACCUACAUACCCAGUUUUAGUUCUGCAGAUCCACAGAAGAAACAAUCCUCCAGAAGGAGGGAGUCCCCUGCUCACCUCAGGAGAAGUGGAAGCCUUAACUUAGACCCUGACAUCUUUAAAACUACCAACUUUUCUGACCCAGAUGUUGUGGCAUCCAAAGGACGCACACUCCAGAGGAAUCCCAGUGUUGAGCGUACGUUUUCCCUCCCCUCUAACCCCACCACACCUGGCUCGUUCCUACUGCCCUCCUACCCACUGCCUACACUCCCAGGAGGCAUGCUAACUCCAACAAUGUCCCGUCGCCACGGUGAUCCCUCUCUGUCUAUGUCCAACACCUGGCCCAACAAGAGGGAGAGCAGCCUUCACCAGCGAGACACCAGCCCCUGGAGAGACACAGCAAAGGGGGACCAUCUCUCCAGCAUAUCCUCUCCGAGGCCUCUGCGUGCCUCCCUUGUCACUUCUUCUUCCACAUCGUCAUUCCGUCGGGCUCUGAGCAGCACCAGGGCAACAACCCUCUCUAUCUCGCCAGUGGUCCCUCCAUUAGAGCAGGCCCAGUCUCAUAAUGGCCAGAGGCCCCAUGCACCAGGCAGCCCUCAGAACCAACAGCUGGAAAAGAGCCUUCAUCUGGACCCUGAUGGCUUCAGAGCAGUGCAGGAUCCUCAAGAGGACGAUCCUCUGGACAUGCAGGAGAUGAUGAACUCUCUGCGCUCAUUGCGCAACAGUGCUGCCAAGAAGAGGGCCAAAGUGAGCCUCAGCAGUCCAGAUCCCGACAGCCCCGACUCUGCUGUGAGAUUAGACAUGGACUCACAAUCACAAACCUCUCCGAAGAUUACCAGCUCAGCCAGUGAAAGCGGUCUAUCCAGUCUGAGCUCAGUUGCCAACUCCAGCUCCAAUGGCAUCAAAACCAGUCCUGGAAACUCUGCCUCUUCAGGAAUGAAACCUCACAUUGCAAGAGUGCCUUCAGCAAAACUGAGGUCCUCUGUGUCCAUGGACUUUAGCAGCCUUCAAGGGUUAUCCCAGAGAAACGAACUGUCAUCUGAGGUGGGUGUUGUUGGGCAGAGAGUCACUUACUCCAAUGGAACAAUCAAAACUGAGAUGGAGACAACAGGAACUUCCCCUCCUUUGGUCAAACUGGACCUUCGCGAAACAGUCAGGGGUCUGAAGCCUGCCAAAGGUUCACAGAGUCACAGCAGCAGAAACUCACAAGGCACAGACAUGCCUGAAGGAGUCAUUGGGAGAGGCGUCUUUGGCACUGCAGUGCCUGGCAGCCCCGGAGUCGUCCUAUCACUAGAACAGGGUGGAUCGAUGGCCAAACCUCCCACCGAUCCCUCAACUGGUGUCUACAGCCACACUCUGUCUGACAGUCACGUAGACAUCGACGUCAGCCCACGUCCUGAUGAGCUUAAGGAUAGGGUGAAGAAUACUAGGUUCGGCCGGAACAGGAUGCGUCUGCAGCGUUUGGAUCAGCAAGUAGGGCAGGCUGGUAAGGGGGACAGCACACGAGACAAGAUUCGCCACCGUGUCCAACAGAUGCUGUCUGAUUCACCAACCGAGGAGAACAGAGCUACAAUCAUCACAGAUCUGCAUCUAAACGGCAGCACGCUGACUUCCACCAAAGCAGACCAUCUCUCUACCCCUCUUAGCCCUGUCAGCCCCCCAGGACCACAAAGCCCCCUCAAGUGCUUCACUCCGCCACACCAGCCGAGCCCCCCCACCGUGCCCCCCAACCCUAGAAACCUCUCUCGGCUCAGGAGGGCUCCUAGCCUCAGCAGAACCCGACCUUCGCUGUCACAUAGCUCAGAUGAGCUGUCCCCCGGCAACACGGGCCACAGGAAAAAUGUGUCUGAGCCUCAGGAAAUGUGUCCGUUUUCCAAACCCGACCUGGCACUGACAGAGAGUUUCAACCUGCUGAGUUCUGAAGACUGGGAGAAGAAGAUUGAGGGUCUGAUGUUCAUGCGCUCUCUGGCCCACUACCACUCAGACACACUCCAGGGCAAGCUUCAUGAUGUCUGCCUGUGUCUCAUUCAAGAGGUGAAGAACCUGCGGUCAGGUGUGUCCAGGGUUGCAGUGUGCACCAUGGGUGACCUAUACACCCACAUGCAGAAGGCGAUGGACCAGGAGCUGGAAGGAACAGCUAAAGCCUUACUGCAGAAGGCCGGGGAGACUAACGCCUUCAUUAGGCAAGAUGUCGAUGCAGCCCUGGAUUGCAUGGUGCAGCACUGCACUCCCACUCGCAGCAUCAACGCUCUUCUCUCUGGAGGAAUCAGUCACCUUAGCGCCUUGGUGAGAAAAUGCACCGCUCAGCAUCUGGCCAAUCUGGUGGAGAAGGUUGGUGCUGCCCGUCUUCUGUCUGGGGGCAAAGAUCUCACUGAGAGGAUCUUACCUGCUGUCACCAAACUCGCCCAAGACUCCUCACAGGAAACCAGGUUCUUUGGCCGGCGAAUGUUGCUGUCCCUGUCAUCCCACCCUGACUUUGACAAGAUCCUGGAGAAAUACAUCCCCACCAAAGACCUGCCAACCAUUAGAGACACUAUCUUCACUCUCAAGACAAAGGGUCUUGGUGAUAUGCCCCAAGACACUCAGUCAGCCAGGGGCAGACGCUCCCUCCCAGGCAGUGGCACAGUCAGGGCCUCAUCUCUCACCAGGGAGCCUCUCAACCAGACCAACAGGGAGUCCAAUAGCCAUUAUAGCUGUAGAUCUCAGACACAAAGUAUUGCAGACAAGACAGAAUACAUCAAGCAAAUCUCAGGUCUGCUGGGUUCAAAGGACUUCAGAGAGAGGAUCAAGGGAAUUGACCAGCUAGUGGUUGACUGCCAGCACAACCCCAACAUGGUCAUCAAUAGUAUAUUCCAGGUGUUUGAUGCCUUUAAGGCCAGGCUGCAGGAGUCCAACGGCAAGGUCAACCUGCACGCCCUUGAGUCGCUACAGAAAAUCAUCCACUUGAUGAAGGACAACCUGUCCCAAGUGGUCAACAUCCUGGUCCCAGCAAUCGUGGACAAUCACCUCAACUCCAAAAACAAUGCCAUCUACUCUGCUGCUAUCGGAGCCAUUAAUGCACUUAUUUUAAAUCUUGAUAACGUACUCCUUCUCCAGCCUUUCUGUACCAAGGCUCAGUUUUUAAAUGGCAAAGCUAAAGUGGAUCUUAUUGAAAAGGUUGCAGACCUUGUGACAGAGCUCUACCCUCGCAAACCCCAGGUGGUUGAGCAGAAAGUGCUGCCCUUGCUGUGGCACCUCCUGGGCACCUCUACCCACAGCGGCACCAUACAUGGCCGUGGCGGUAGCGUGAGGGGUGCUACCGCCAACCUGUGCCAAGCCCUUCACGCCCAGAUGGGGUCCAGCCUGAGCGAGAGUGCUGCCUCCCAGCCUGCCAACGUCCACAAAGGUUUAAACGAGUUCCUGAGGGCCUUAACCUAAAGGCAAAGCCGAAUCCAAACGCAACCAAAUGUUGGAAGAGAACACUGACCUUACUUGAAGACAGAGAUAUUCUACAUUUCUUACAGUGCCUGCACUUUUAUAUCGAAACAGAGAAAGUCCUUAUAGAUUAAGAGCUCUAAAUUCUUAUCGGAGUGAGUUUUCCUCUGGUACAGAAACAUGAAAAAUUGUUAACAUACUGACAUCAGGUCUUACACACACUCCACCUGCUCUCUUUGCACUUUUAAAAGGUAGCUCAUUAUAUUUAUGAAUGUCAUAACUUUUACAUAACAUAUUACUAUCAUUGCUUCCCCCCCCCCAUAUUCUUAACAUGUACUGUAGACAAAUCAGAGACGCUAUUGCAGAAUGUAAGAAUAAAAUGCACAAAAAGAAUAGGAAGACAGGGAAUUCAAAGGUGUAUAUUUUUGCUGCUUCACCAGAGGUGAUGUAAUAUUUUUGACCAUGUAGUUGUUUUGAAGAUUUGUGAUUUGAGAUCAACAGUAAUAGUACAAAAUACUUUUGUACGGCUCAAGUGUAAUUGCACAGUAUUAAUCGUAUGCUGUUUGACGGUACAGUUUAUAAUUUAUCUAUCGUAUAAUGGUUUAAAGGUCUUGUUAAUGAUGUGAUGAGUUGAUACUGUCUUUUUUUUUUUUUGCAUGACCAAAACUUACUGACAAGAUCAAUAUAGUCUCUAUUUUUGUUAAUUAGAUAAAUAUAUGUACACUGAUGCCUAGAUCACACUUGGGCUCUGACUCAUGCUCCUGGAUGGGAACGGCGUGAAUGGAGGAGUACUGCUUUAUUCCUGUGGUUGCCUGAGAAUCAGUCAAGUCCAGUGAAGAUCUGGUUUUGUCUCAGUAUAGUGCCAGUCUGCAAGUAGACUUUUAACUCAUAUAUUGUUAAAUUAUAUCAAACUUGUUUGUGAACAAGAGUGAAGACAGACUGAUAUAUAAAUAAAGUUUUAUUUAUGUAAAAUUAA